This is a messenger RNA of Bombina bombina (fire-bellied toad), 7320 nucleotides long. RefSeq names its product patatin like phospholipase domain containing 7 (gene PNPLA7). Gene Ontology annotation, biological process: lipid metabolic process. The transcript has 37 exons. Lineage: Eukaryota; Metazoa; Chordata; Amphibia; Anura; Bombinatoridae. Gene Ontology annotation, cellular component: endoplasmic reticulum. The coding region runs from base 903 to 4940 and encodes 1345 amino acids. The record is from RefSeq and is a predicted model, not a curated record. Gene Ontology annotation, molecular function: phosphatidylcholine lysophospholipase A1 activity.
CUCCUGCCUCAUCCAAUCACCGUUUACCUCUCCCCUGUCACCUCUUACCUACCCCUUUGCCUCUCUUGUCCCCAUCUUUCCAUCGCCUUACCCCCUGCCAGCCAAGUGACCUCAUGUCCCUCCUUGUGCCUUUCACAAUCACCUUUUCUUAUGUAACCCUCAUGGCCACCCCCUGCCUCAUCUAUUCCUUUCAGUCACCUUCUGCCCCCCCCCCCACACUUUGCCACUUAUAGAACCAUAUUCUGCUAGCUCCAAAGGUAACUCGUCUACCCCUCUGCCCCUGUCACACUUGGCCUCGCAAUCUACCACCCCCACAGUCAACUCUCUGUGACACCUAGACAGUAAUCUCUAGCUUCUCCUUUGCUACCUCCACAGUCACAUGAUCUACCCCCCUCUGCCCCUGUCACACUUGGCCUCCCAAACCCCCCACAGUGAACUCUCUCAGUGCCACCGUCAUCUCUUGCCACCCUAAUAGUCAUAUUUAGCUUCCCCCUCAGUAGUCACCUCUAGCUCUUUACCACUCUCAACAUAAAAUUUUGCCUCAUUCACAGCCACCCCCCUUUCCUCUUCCGUCUGCCUCUUACAUUUGCACCCUCCCUGUCUUUACACUGUCACCUUUUGCUUAUCCCUCUGCCCCUCGGCCAAACCCCUGUCACUGAUUGACAAUUUGCCUCCCCCUACGGCCAUCACUUAUUUCCCGUGCACGCUACUGCAUGGAAGCCGAAAUCUUAUUGGUUUACGCUGCAGUGCCGACAGCAAGAGGGCGGGUAGGCCGUGAUAGUCACGUGAUGUGAUCAACUCAACUGAGGGAGACACAUACAGCAGCCUGGAAACAAUUCUGGUUAAGCUUUUCCUAUAAUGUGUGACCUGCAGUCUUCACCAAUGUUUGCCUUAAACGAGAUAUGGGUGAUAACAGUACUUGCGUGGAGCAGAGCCUUUCUACGGGCGUAGAUUUACAAACAAGAGUCCUCCAGUUUGUGGAGGAACAACUACACACAACAAUGCUUACGGGCAUUCUGAUAGGAGCUCUGGUGGCGAUAUCUUUGAUAGGAAUCAUCGUGUUCAUCAUCUAUAAAAAAUUUAGACAAUCAAAGCAACAGCAGCCAGAAGUGCAGCGCUACCGUUUCAGGAAGAGGGACAAAGUGAUGUUUUAUGGGCGAAAAAUCAUGAGAAAGGUCACUACUUUGCCAAACAGCUUAGUUGGCAACACAGUCUCAAGGCCAAGGGUGAGAAAACGAGUGAAAGUCUUGACACUGGCAAAAAGAAUACUGCGGUUUAAGAAGGAAUAUCCCACCCUACAGAAAAAGGAGCCACCACCGUCCCUACUUGAGGCAGAUCUGACAGAGUUUGAUGUCAAAAAUUCCCACUUACCUUCUGAAGUGCUGUAUAUGCUAAAAAAUGUGAGGGUAUUGGGACACUUUGAGAAACCCUUGUUUCUUGAAUUGUGCAAGCACAUGGUAUUCGUGCAGCUACACGAAGGAGAAUACAUUUUUCGUCCUGGGCAGAUGGAUAACAGCAUCUACGUGGUGCAAGACGGCAUGUUGGAAGUCUGUAUUCAAGAAAGCGAUGGCACUGAUGUGGUGGUGAAGGAGGUACUGGCAGGGGACAGUGUGCACAGUUUGCUGAGCAUCCUUGAUGUUAUAACGGGACACCCUGCUCCUUACAAAACGGUUUCAGCUAGAGCUGCGACAGCAUCCACCAUUUUGCGUCUUCCAGCAAAUGCUUUCCAAGAUGUGUUUUCCAAAUACCCAGAGACCCUUGUUAGAGUGGUACAGAUUAUCAUGGUGAGACUACAGAGAGUGACCUUCCUGGCUCUGCAUAAUUACCUGGGUCUGACCACAGAGCUCUUCAAUUCGGAGAGCCAAGCUAUCCCUCUGCUGUCUGUCACCAGCCUGACCUCUGGAACAGGGAGCAAUAAGCCAAUCAGAAGACAGAUUUCCAACAUUACUUCUGAAGAAAGCAAUGUCGAUAAAGCUGAAAAACCCAUUGAGAGUCAGCCGGACUCAGAGGCAGGAGUCUUCGACCCUUCAAAGGUUACAGCUGCUGAUGGUUCUAGCAAUGGCCAUAGAAGGAGCAGAUCUUCCUCUAGCUUGGUUGAGAUUCCAGGCAGCCCUAAAGCAGCAAAAUCUGACAUGGAUAUGGCUUACGAGCGAGCCCGUGUCAGCCUUACGCCAGAUGAUCUUCCUGCGAGCCCAGUGCUGAACAAGUCUAUUCUUAAAAAAUCGGUGACUGUCACAGAGACCCCAUCUGCAGUUUAUCACUAUAAGGAAGAGGAUCUAAUGAUACCGGAAUUUAGCGUCAAUAGGCACCUCAAUGCCAUGUUUGAAGCGGCAAAGAAAGAUCUUUCCACAUUAAUGAAGCUUCAGGAUCCUUCACUGCUCAAUAAUCGUAUAACUCUGCAUCAAGUGAAAGGAGGCACCGUUUUAUCAAGACAGGGAGACCAGGAUGUCAACGUACGCUUUGUGAUUUCUGGCCUCCUCCAUGUUUACCAAAGAAAGAUAGACCGUGAGGAGGAAACAUGUCUGUUCAUCACACACCCUGGAGAGCUGGUCGGACAGUUGGCUGUGUUGACUGGAGAGCCCCUCAUCUUCACUAUUAAAGCUAACAGAGAUUGUACCUUCCUGUCUAUCUCCAAGUGCCAUUUUUAUGAAAUAAUGAGGGAACAGCCCAGUGUGGUUCUGGGUGUGGCACACACUGUGGUGAAAAGAAUGUCUCCAUUCGUUAGACAGAUAGAUUUUGCGCUAGACUGGAUGGAAGUGGAGGCUGGCCGAUCUGUGUACAGACAAGGUGACAAAUCUGACUGUACCUUCAUCGUACUCAAUGGGCGACUGCGAUCUGUGAUCAAAAAGGAUGAUGGGAAAAAGCAGCUGACUGGUGAAUAUGGACGAGGAGACCUUAUUGGAGUGGUGGAAGCUCUAACUCACCAGCCAAGGGCCACCACGGUGCAUGCAGUACGAGAUUCCGAGCUUGCCAAAUUACCCGAGGGAGCUCUGACAUCCAUCAAGCGCAAAUAUCCCCAGGUGGUGACCCGGCUCAUUCAUUUGCUUGGCGAGAAGAUUCUUGGCAGCUUACAGCAGGUCAAUGGACCACUUACAGGUCAUGGUCUGGGCCUACACACUACAGGUAACAAGUGGGAUACGGGGAACCCAGCCAGUAACCUGUCCACUGUUGCCAUAUUGCCUGUAUCGGAGGACGUUCCUCUCACAGGUUUCACUCUGGAGCUGAAGCACGCUCUCAGCGCUAUCGGUCCCACUUUGCUGCUCACCAGUGACAACAUCAAACAGCGCCUGGGCUCAGCGGCUCUAGACAGUGUCCAUGAGUACAGACUUUCCAGCUGGUUGGGGCAGCAGGAGGACAUUCAUCGCAUUGUCUUGUACCAAUCAGAUUAUUGUCUCACUCCUUGGACCCAGCGGUGCAUCCGUCAGGCCGACUGCAUACUGAUUGUUGGGCUGGGGGACCAGGAGCCCACAGUGGGAGAGCUUGAGAAGAUGUUAGAGAACACAGCGGUGCGAGCGCAGAAGCAGCUGGUUCUGUUGCACAAAGAGGAUGGGCCUCCGCCGUUCCGUACAGUCGAGUGGCUUAAUAUGAGGAGCUGGUGUUCGGGCCAUCUGCACAUUUGCUGUCGUCAUCGAGUCUUCUCCAAAAAGAGCCUCCCAAAGUUGAUUGAGAUGUACGAGCGAGUCUCACAGAAGCCUCCAGACUGUCACUGUGACUUUUCACGCCUUGCUCGGGUUCUUACUGGAAAUGCCAUUGCACUGGUCCUGGGAGGUGGAGGAGCUAGGGGCUGCUCUCAGGUUGGCAUCAUUAAAGCCUUGAUAGAAGCUGGUAUUCCCAUUGACAUGGUUGGGGGCACUUCCAUUGGAGCCUUCAUGGGAGCACUGUAUGCAGAAGAGCGUGGUUUUAACCGCAUGAAGAUAAGAGCCCGCGAGUGGUGUAUGGACAUGACCUCUGUCUUUAAAAAAGUGCUGGACCUGACCUAUCCGAUUACUUCCAUGUUCUCCGGAGCUGCGUUCAACAGCAGCAUCAGUUGUAUCUUUAAAGACAAACAGAUAGAGGACCUGUGGAUUCCCUAUUUCAAUAUCACCACGGAUAUUACUGCUUCCACAAUGAGAGCACACACAGACGGUUGCUUGUGGCGAUAUGUGCGUGCCAGCAUGUCUCUUUCUGGGUAUAUGCCACCUCUUUGUGAUCCAAAGGAUGGACAUCUACUAAUGGAUGGUGGUUACAUCAAUAAUCUUCCAGCUGAUGUAGCCCGGUCUAUGGGGGCCAAAGUCGUUUUAGCUAUCGACGUGGGCAGCAGAGAUGAGACCGAUCUCACCAACUACGGUGACUCGUUGUCUGGUUGGUGGCUUCUGUGGAAAAGGUGGAACCCUCUAGCAGAGAGAGUAAAGGUGCUGAAUAUGGCAGAGAUCCAGACGCGCCUCGCCUAUGUGUGCUGUGUACGUCAGCUGGAAAUGGUCAUGAACAACGACUACUGUGAAUACAUCAGGCCGCCUAUUGACAGAUACGGCACUCUGGAGUUUGGGAAGUUUGAUGAAAUCUGUGAAGUGGGGUAUCAGCAUGGAAAGACAGUGUUCAAUGUCUGGGAGCGUAGCGGAGUUAUUGAUAAGAUGUUGAAAGAUCGACAGGACCUGUGUAAAUCCAAAACUUCAGACAUAAACACCUGUCCUAACGCCUCCUUCACAGAUCUGGCUGAAAUAGUGUCAAGAAUUGAACCAGUGAAAACAAACGUUGUGGACGAUGAAUCCGAUUACCAGACUGAAUACGAAGAUGAGGAAGUAACAGAUCCAGAAACCAAAGAGGAUUAUCUAAAUUUCCUGAGCAGCCAGAAGAUUGACAAUGGGUCAGAUAGUGAUGAUGAAGGAGAAACAGAAAUCCGUCAGCGGUUACUGGCAAUAAGGCGUCCAGGUGCAGCUGAAAAGACACCAGAAUGUAGCUGAACUAAUCAAAGUGAAGGAAAAGUCCCAACCUUUUGUCUUUAUACCAUCUCCUUUGCCUUUAUGGGAACCUCUGCUAUGUACCGUUACAUCAGUAGUAUUUAUAGGCUGCAUUGCUCUUAUAAAUAUUUGAUUAGUAGCUGGUUCAUUUUCAGGUACAGUACAAGUAGUGUUAAGGGACAAGAAGGGACAUAACAAUUUAAUUCUUUGUUUUUUUUUGGAGAUCAAAUUCAUAGCCAAAAAAUAUUUGAGCCUUAAAUACAUAUAUUCAUGACUAUUUUUUUUUUCAGUGGUACAGAAACACCACACGCCUAUAAUAAUGUAAUAUUAUGUCUACAUAAUAUAGAUAGAACCUAGGUUUUUGGUCAUACCAAGACACGAUAAUAAAAUGCUUUUUUGUUGUGAAUAUGAAAUAAUAAUGGAAGUCAUCACAAUUUCCUAUAGUGUUUAAGACUUUAAAAACCUUCCCUACGCGUUUUGCUUCUAGAAUGAAAGAAUAGAUAUGGAUUUCUUAAAAAUGAUAAAUAAAAAUUGACUUAGCCCUUGGGAUUCUUACAUCUGAUCUAGUUAUGCCAUAUUUCUAUCACUAUUUUUAUUGUGGAAGGAAGGUUCUAAUUAAUACCUCUUGUAAAUAUAAUCUGUGGCCAAUCUCUAGUAGGUGCCUCUGUUGCUCCAGGAAUUUCGGUUAAGGAGGGGUUGGAGUCUGCUAGUGAUAUUUUCAAUCACUUGUAGUAGUAAGCAAUUAGCUCACAGCAGUUACAGACCGUACUGCUGAUGAAAGCUUUAAAAAUAAAAUUGUUAGUGCCUCAAAAUUCUGCUGUGACGUCCUUAUUCCAUUAGCAAAUAACGAGUGCAUCACAGCAAAAAAACAAAUUAACAUUUCUUCAAACAAGCUGGUUUAGUGUAAUAAAUGUAGUUUUUCUUUAAUACGGUUCUUUUUUUUAUUCUGAAAAAAAUAAGUCUGAUUUGGGGGGAAGUUAGUUAUCUAAUCUUUAAAAAUAAGUUUAACUGUCUCCCAAACUGCUGUUGAGCUAAGAUAAUUAAAGGGACAUAAUACCUUUAUGCUAAAUCACUUGAAAGUGAUGCAGCAUAACUGUAAAAAGCUGACAAGACAAUAUAAUCUGAGCAUCUUUGUGUAAAAAAGGAAGCUAUUUUACAUCAAAAUUGUGAACAGUUAUUCUUCAGCUACUGUCCAGCUGCACGUUAAAUAUAUAUGUACAUAUAUCCAAUCCGCAGUGCUGAGGCCAUGCUUUGCUUUGAUCACAUGAGAUUUCACUGAAAUCUUGUGAGAUUUUAUAGUAAACUUCCUUAAACUAAAUAGGGAAAUAACAUGACUGUGCCUGCACAUGCAAGCUGUACACUCCCUUGCAAGUCCUGGGACUAGUAUCCUGAUUAGCUACUUACUUAAAGUCCCUUUAAAUUGGGGUGUACAUAGGAAAUAUUGAGGUAACUAUCUUCCUUUUUUUACAUAGAGAUGUUCAAGUGGUAUUUUUUAGUCAGCUUUGUGUUCCUUUUAAGGUAAAUUUUGUGGUAAUUGUUUAAAGUAACCUGCUUCGUUAUAGUAGUAGUUGAAAUAAUUUAAUUUAAAAUAGGUCAAUAAAACAAGUAUAAAUCAUAUUACUCAAUAUUUUGGUUAAGAAUAAAAAAACAUGAACAACCUUAAAAAAUUCCUAAAACUAUCUCUAUGUGACUCUCAUUUACAGAUCUUGUUUGUUUAAUUGCACUUUAAUUCAAUAAGAAAAAAAGUAACUUCUGAGUGUGGCUAAAUUAAGACAUUUAUACAUAUUCAGUAAGAUUAUAUAUAUAUAUAUAUAUAUAUAUAUCAGAGACCACUUUAUUUAGUACCCUCUGUAAAACGUGUGGGAAUUGACUAUCAAGUCUAUAUAUUUUGUAUUUAUUAUAAAAAAAUAAAAAAAACAUUAAAUAAUUUGACUUUAUUUUGAAAACAUGGGACAUUUACUCCAACACAAAAUGUUGAAACAAAAAUUAAAAUUUUGAGAUAAAUAUAUGUAUUAAUUUGGGAUGUAGCAAAGUGCUAAUAGCAUUUUUUUUUUUCCAGAUAAUGUUCUAUGCAGAGCUUUUUCUUACUCGAACCAGUCAGCAUGGAGUUAACACAAUUUAUUUUUUAAAAUCUCUUUCAUUUUUAUAAUGUACAUCCUGCUGAUCAUUUUCAUCUCACUCGUACUAAUACUACUAAAUUAUUAUUACUUUAUUUUUUUUGUGUUGCCAAAUAGCAAUGCCCAGCCUCAGGUGAUACCAGUUUUUGUGGUGGUUGGUGGGUAAUCUUUUUUGCCUUGUGAUAGCAAACUUAUAAUGAUACAAAUCUGGAUAUUGCAAAUGUUCUGAUGUUUUAUAAAAUAAAAUAAAAAAUGUUGAAAAGUGA